UCUCUUUUUCUUUUCUUUUUUAAUAUUUAUUUAUUUUUAUCUAAAAGCCCACUCCAAUUCCUCUCUUUCUCUACUCCAAAAAAUGCAAUUCACAGCCAUUUUCUCUCACUCCAAACACUAAAAAAGGGCUUCAAAAAAACCGAAUCCCAAUGGCUUCAGAUCAGAUCUCACUUUCUCUCUCUAUCAAGCAACCGUUUCACUCUUAAAAAAAAAAAAAAAAAAAAAAAUUAAAACUUCUUCAUCUUCUUGAAAACUCCCAAUUUAAUGGCGACCUUGCAGAAAUUUAAGCUCCUAGCCACUCAAUGCGCCGUGGCCGGAAGCCCCACAAGAAGCCCAUCAGCCAGUCCGGUAAUCCACCUUCGCCGCCGCAAGACCUUACGCAUGCUACUCAGCCGUCCAGAACGACGCCGUUUGUCUCGCCGUGAUACCGCAUCGGAGAUUCGGGAUUUCGAUGGCGAGGGAGGUGACGGUGAUGAUGACGAUGAGGAUCCGCCGGAGAAAAGGAAGGAGGUUAGGGUUCGCCACAAAUUGAAGGAUCUGUUCGUGUCGUCUCCGCCGCCGAUUGAUGAUAAAAGGGGCCGGCAAGAAGAGGAACAGCGCGGGUUGUUGUUGCCGCAGAACGGGGGUGUUGGUGGCGGAUUCGGUGGUAGUGGCGGUGGGUUUUCGACUCGACGAGGUGGAGUUAGGUCUCUCCGACCGGUGACGGCGACGUUUCGGUAUAGAUUUCUAAGAAGAGCUUGGCGACCUGUGCUCGUUACUAUCCCUGAAUAAAAAAAAUCCUUGUGAAAAAAAAACAGGAAAGAAAUGUACGGAAAAUUCGAAUUUUUUUUUGUUUUUAUUUUUAUUUGUUAUAUAUAUAUAUAUAAAGAUUUCUCUAUUUUCUUUUA
This is a messenger RNA of Ziziphus jujuba (common jujube), 887 nucleotides long. RefSeq lists its product as uncharacterized. The record is from RefSeq and is a predicted model, not a curated record. The transcript has a single exon. Lineage: Eukaryota; Viridiplantae; Streptophyta; Magnoliopsida; Rosales; Rhamnaceae. Bases 265 to 771 code for a protein of 168 amino acids.